Molecule: messenger RNA, 1573 nt
Organism: Phoenix dactylifera (date palm)
Lineage: Eukaryota; Viridiplantae; Streptophyta; Magnoliopsida; Arecales; Arecaceae
Product: ethylene-responsive transcription factor CRF1-like
Biological process (GO): regulation of DNA-templated transcription
Molecular function (GO): DNA binding; DNA-binding transcription factor activity
Source: RefSeq, a predicted model, not a curated record
AUAAAGCAAACACACUCUCCACCCCCUUCUCUCUCAACGCUGUGCUCUCUUGAGCUCUUUUCUUCACCCCCUCUCUCUUUCUAAUCUCUCUCCGUUCCUCUUUCCCCCUUCUUCGCUCUUUUUCUUUUUUCCUUCUCCUAUACGGAUUGCAGAGGUUGUCUAGAGUGGAAGUCCGCUGCUUCUGUUCCUGCGGGGAAAGAGUACUACGGUGAUCUCGCAGCCAUAACGGGCAGCUGUUUGUCUCCCCUAUUGAGUUCGAAUAGCAAAUGCGAGCAGUGGAAUAGGAGCAAUGGACGGGAUGUGCUGGUCGACGGUCAAGAGAAGCGAGCAAGUCGACGUGAUUCCGAAGCCGUUUUUAAGGCAGGGGCAGCGGUCGAGAUGCAGCUCCGACGAACCAAACAGGCCGGCGGCUGGCCCGCGGACGGUUCGGAUCUUUUGCGACGACUACGACGCCACCGACUCCUCCGGUGACGAAGAAGAGGGCUGUUACUUCCGCCGCCGUGUGAAGCGCUACGUCCAGGUGAUCAGGUUGCAGGACCAUCCCACCAGAGGCGCCGCCGGUGCCGGUUCAACCGGCGACAAGGGGAAAAGCGUGAAGGCAGGCGGAAAGAAGCAGAAACCGGCCGCUGCGGCCGCUGCCGGCAGAACGGGCUCCCCGGCGGUCCCGAAGUUCCGUGGCGUCAGGCGGCGGCCGUGGGGGAAGUAUGCCGCGGAGAUCCGCGACCCGGGGCGUCGCAUCCGUCUGUGGCUCGGCACGUACGACACCGCCGAGGAGGCUGCCAAGGUCUACGACUCCGCCGCCAUCCAGCUCCGCGGCCCCGACGCCACCACCAAUUUCUCCACCCGCCCGGUUGCCGCCGCACCGGCCCAACCUUCUCCUCCGGCGAAGAACCUCUCUGAUGGCAAUCUCACCUCCAUCUCCGGCGGGUACGAUUCCGGCGAUGAGUCUCACAACCUCUCCUCCCCCACCUCUGUCCUUCGGGGGUUCUCUUCCACCGCAUCUGAGAAACCGGAGGUGGAGAAGCCACAGGACCGGCAGCCGACGCCGACUGAAGUGUCGGACGAGAAGGGCGGUGUGCUCACCGCCAGUAUCGGCUUACCGGACGAGUUUCGGGACUUUAUGCCAUUCGAGAAGGUGCCGCUCUACAACGACUUCCUCGACUUCAGCAUGUCGGAGCCGAGGAUUUUCGAGGAUUCCACGGAGAUCAGCUUCUUCGCCAACAACUUUAACGAUGUCAUGCUCGGCUCUGGUCUAAACCUGGGCUUAACAGCAUCGCUGGAAGACGAUUUCUUUCAAGACAUCGGCGAUUUAUUCCCGAUCGAUCCUCUCCCAGCCAUUUAGAAAGUUUUGAAAGUGGGACUGUGAGGGAGAUUAUAUCCGGCAAUUUGUUCGCCGGACGCCGAUUAAUCGGCCGAUUUUGUAAUGGCAGGGAGAGGACGCGAUUUUUUUUUAAUUUUUUUUGUUAAUUUCGUGUUCAUUUUUUUUAAGACCGAACGAAAAUGGAGGCCCGCCGGAUCGAUUUUCUUGAAUAAACAGCAGAUGGAAUGGACCGAAUCUCUUCCUUUCGAUCAC